This is a messenger RNA of Microcebus murinus (gray mouse lemur), 6832 nucleotides long. It is a transcript of the gene KLHL15, whose product is annotated as kelch like family member 15. Gene Ontology annotation, biological process: protein ubiquitination; nuclear protein quality control by the ubiquitin-proteasome system. Lineage: Eukaryota; Metazoa; Chordata; Mammalia; Primates; Cheirogaleidae. Gene Ontology annotation, cellular component: nucleus; Cul3-RING ubiquitin ligase complex. The record is from RefSeq and is a predicted model, not a curated record. Gene Ontology annotation, molecular function: protein binding.
GAAAUUUAUUUAUGAAACGUGUCGUUGUGCUAUAAGCCAAGCAGAAGUGUGACGCAAUAAACCACUGCAAACUGCUUUACAAAAAUGAUGUCAUUUGGUGCAGAUCUAGUCACUUUUAUAACAGGUAGCUAUUGCAAAGCUCUCUCCACGUUGUCCCGGUUCCCCCGCCCCCACCGUGUGCAAGAUGCAAAAAAAAAAACACUCCCAGCUUUCUAACCCUCAACUUGUCCAAGGUGGGCGCACCGCAGUGGCUGGUGGCCCUCCGCUUGCGCAGCCGGAGAAGGACCGCUGCGAGGGGAGGAGCUAACAGCCCAGUGUUCCCAGACCCGACGGCGGCGCUGUGGGGGAAGCAGCGUCGGACCGGGUCCUCAGCCAUUGCGCCGGGUCGCCUCUUUUCCUCGGUGGGGCCGAGCUGGGGUGGCGCGCAAGUGGCUAGGACGCAGGGCGCAGUGGGCGCAGGACAAUCCUCCCCCCACCCGGUUCCCACACCAGCUCCCGCUCCCGUGGCGCCGGAAGUGACGCUCAUUGGGCUGAAAGAUGGCGGCGUUGGCGCCCGACCAGGGAGAAGGACUGGUUUCUGAGGGGGCUGCAGUCGCGCAGACUCGUCCCCCGCUGGAGCGCCCCGGCCGGCUCCGGGAGCGGCCCCUUGUAGACGUUCGAGGAGCCUACCGAGUGCCGUCCCGGCGCCCGAGCGCCCACCGAUCGUCCCGCCGGCCCGCUUCUUCCUCAUGCAGACUGCCGUCCACUAGAGGCUGGACAGGACCCCCGAGGUUAUUCAUGGCGGGGGACGUGGAAGGAUUCUGUUCCUCCAUCCAUGACACCAGUGUCUCUGCCGGGUUCAGAGCACUGUAUGAGGAAGGAUUGCUUCUCGAUGUCACUCUGGUUAUUGAAGAUCAUCAGUUCCAGGCCCAUAAAGCACUCUUGGCCACCCAGAGUGAUUACUUCAGAAUUAUGUUUACUGCAGACAUGAGGGAACGAGAUCAGAACAAAAUUCAUUUAAAAGGUCUAACUGCUACUGGUUUCAGCCACGUCCUUCAAUUUAUGUACUAUGGAACUAUAGAACUGAGUAUGAAUACUGUUCAUGAGAUUCUUCAGGCUGCCAUGUAUGUUCAACUUAUAGAAGUGGUGAAGUUCUGCUGCUCUUUUCUGUUAGCGAAAAUCUGCUUAGAAAACUGUGCAGAAAUUAUGAGACUCUUAGAUGAUUUCGGUGUAAACAUCGAGGGAGUCAGGGAGAAGUUGGACGCCUUUCUGCUAGACAACUUUGUGCCACUCAUGUCCAGGCCUGACUUCCUGUCCUAUCUGAGCUUUGAGAAGCUCAUGUCUUAUUUGGAUAAUGAUCAUCUGAGCAGGUUCCCAGAGAUAGAGCUGUACGAGGCUGUGCAGUCUUGGCUGCGGCAUGAUAGAAGACGCUGGAGACAUACCGAUACCAUCAUUCAGAACAUCAGGUUUUGUUUGAUGACCCCAUCCAGUGUUUUUGAGAAGGUUAAGACAUCAGAAUUUUACAGAUACUCUCGACAGCUGCGUUAUGAAGUUGACCAAGCACUGCAUUACUUUCAAAAUAUUCACCAACAGCCUCUGUUGGAUAUGAAAUCAAGCCGCAUCCGUUCUGCCAAACCCCAAACUACAGUAUUCCGAGGAAUGAUUGGACAUAGCAUGGUUAACAGUAAAAUACUUCUCUUAAAGAAACCAAGAAUCUGGUGGGAGCUGGAGGGACCACAAGUUCCUCUACGGCCCGACUGUCUGGCUAUAGUCAAUAACUUUGUGUUCCUGUUAGGCGGAGAAGAAUUAGGCCCAGAUGGUGAAUUCCAUGCUUCUUCCAAAGUGUUCAGGUAUGACCCAAGACAUAACUCGUGGCUGCGGAUGGCAGACAUGUCCGUGCCACGUUCAGAAUUUGCAGUCGGUGUUAUUGGGAAGUUUAUUUACGCUGUAGCAGGCAGAACCAGAGAUGAGACUUUCUAUUCAACUGAGAGAUAUGACAUCACCAAUGAUAGAUGGGAAUUCGUGGAUCCUUAUCCAGUUAACAAAUAUGGACAUGAAGGGACAGUGCUCAAUAACAAGUUGUUUAUCACUGGUGGAAUCACCUCAUCUUCCACCUCCAAACAAGUGUGCGUUUUUGACCCCAGUAAAGAAGGGACCAUCGAGCAACGGACCAGGAGAACACAAGUAGUCACCAACUGUUGGGAGAAUAAGAGCAAGAUGAAUUAUGCAAGAUGCUUUCACAAGAUGAUUUCUUACAACGGCAAGCUUUACGUCUUUGGUGGUGUCUGUGUGAUCUUGAGGGCCUCUUUUGAAUCUCAGGGAUGCCCUUCCACAGAAGUGUACAACCCAGAGACUGAUCAGUGGACUAUCUUGGCAUCCAUGCCGAUUGGUAGAAGUGGCCAUGGUGUGACCGUGCUGGACAGACAAAUAAUGGUUCUUGGAGGCCUUUGUUAUAACGGUCAUUACAGCGAUUCCAUUCUCACUUUUGAUCCGGAUGAAAACAAAUGGAAGGAAGAUGAGUACCCUCGGAUGCCCUGCAAGCUGGAUGGUUUACAAGUAUGCAACCUGCAUUUUCCGGACUAUGUACUAGAUGAGGUCAGACGUUGCAACUAAUGACAUCAUCUUUCUCCCGUAAAAAAAAAAAAGGCAAACAAAGUGUUUGUUUGUGGUAAAGUAGUUAAUUAAAAAACAUAAAGAAAAACCUCAUCAGUUUUACUAUCAAAGCCAUUGGUCAAAUAUCGUAAAAAUUUGUCAUUCUGUGCUAGCAUCCUUUUUUUUUUCUUUUCAGUGGCCUCAAAUUCAUGCAAUAAGUUUAAUUCUAACUGCUAGCAGCUACUUCCAGAAGCAAUUUAAUAGAAUGCUUCACUUAUCUGGGAAAUUGAUUUUCUGCUUUAAACAUUUCUUCCUAAUGUUAGUGUAGGAGUCAUGCAUCUUCUAAGAGAAGACCCGAUAAGUGUCACUGGAUGUGAUUUCUGUCCCUAUCUCUAUCUGAAACCUUUUUGAGCAUUUAUUUUAGUGUAUUUCAGUCUGUUAUACUUUUUGGUUUUAUUAUUUAAAAGUUUAAAACUCUUGACCUUUUUGCAUGGCUUUUUGCUGAAAAUGCAAAAAUAUAAAUUUUCUACAAAAUUAACUUUUUAUAUUCAAAACACUAUUUCUAAGCUGCCUUCUCUUAUCCGCAUUGUGUUAGUGAAAGCAUAUCCAUACAUGCAUACAUCCUAUAAAUAUAUAAGGCACAUCCCUUUUAUGCGUGGUUAGGAUUCUAUAUUUUUAAGCUAGUGCACUUGCACACACGGUUCGCCAUACUUGUUGAAUUUUAGAUGUAGUGUCUUUUCGUGUAUUAACAUUUUUAGAAAGUUAAAAUAACUGGAGUCCUCAUUUGUUAUCAGAGUAGCCUAUCUUCAGCCCAUACCGAUUCAGUAAUAUUUAAACUCCUUAUAUUCCUGAAACAUGUAUGGGCUUGUGAAAACUAACAUUUUAUAUUUUAUUUUCAAAAGUAAACAUGAGUGUUUCUUGUCGAUGUAUGUCUUUUCUUUUUGAAAAUGUCUUUCUUUGCAGUCUGUUUAACGUUGCCCUGUUUUUAGUGAGAAUCGGAGUGGUAUGUGACAAGCUCUGACCCUGCAGCGUGCAAGCACUUUUAAAGAGAAUUUUAGGUAAUACCAGACUCCUAAAUAAAGGCCCCUUAAAAGUAAGUGCAACUCCCAUUCUUUACAUUCAAUAAGGCUGCUGCAUCUGUUAUUGAAUGGAAGGUAGCAACUCUUAGAAAAUUUGAGCUCAGUUUUGACUUAGAGGUAAGAAAUAGAAUUAUAAUGUUACUGGUCAUAUCUGCUCGUUUAUUUCAUAUAAAAUACCCAGCGGCACUAGGGAUGUAAGCCCUCAGCUUUUGUUUUAUUUACUGAAAGCUACUAGCAUGAAGGAUAGUAACCACAAAGUUUGAAAUGGAUCAAGAAUAGCUGUUUAAAAGCUUUUAUAAUAAGUGUUUUAGGAUUAGCUGCACCUUUCAACUCUUAAAACGCAAAGGAAAAAAACAUACAGUUGACAGAGUUAAGCAAGAAUAACCUGGGAGUGGAUCAUUCAAAUUGAUGCCAUUUUCUCAUGAGUAGUCUAUAUCUGAUACAGACUAGAUCUACACUGGCAAAACUUGCCAGAUCUUAGGAUAUUGGUGCAAUAUUGCAAUGCCUUCUAUAUGGCUGCUGUUGUAUAAAUUUUCUAGUUUCACUUUUUUUUUUGCUGCUGCCACCAUUGAACAUAAAAUGGAAGCGUGAAGUCAUGGAAAUGUGAAGACUUUGUUUAUUUGGGUUUUUUUUUUUUUUUUUGGUAUUGUCAUCUAAUCUUAUUUGGGUUUUUAUGCAGUUCAAUUAGACAUAAUAUGAAAUAAAACCUGAUCUCAAAACUGGAGGCAUUUGAGUUUAAGAAACAGGUACACAAAUAGCUUUUGAGAAAGAAAAACAUUGGCAUUGGUUUCAGAAAUCAAGUUAAUAAUAAUAAUCUUUUGUAUACGAGACUUAAAUUUUCAUUAAAUGACCCUAUCAUUUAGUUUCUAAACAUGACAUUUGAUAUCUUAUUUCCCAUGAUAAUAUGAGUAAAAGUCAUUUUAUACAUUUAAAAAAAUAAGUUUUAAUUUUACUUUUGAAAACUAGGAAUUAAGUUAGCCAUUUAAUUUUUUUUCUAAUGCAUUAGUUCGUUUAGGGUUUCGUAUGUGUGCUGUCUUGCUUUAAACAAAUAACGUCUUCAUUAUUUUCCUUGUUGAUGGCUUUUGCUGGAAAAGACCGGGAAAAAGCUAUCAGACAGGGUACCCAUAUCAAAGGCUUUACACUCCAGUGGUGGUUCUCUUUAAUUGCUUAGAUAUGACUUCCUUCAUAGCCCUAGUUAGGGUAACAUGUGGGCAAACAUUUGAAUAUUCUUGGUCUUCCAUUUUAAAGACACAAGGCCAAGGUCAAAGUUCAUGUUUUGUAAAAUUCGUGAAAUCUUUAACUUGAACUAACUCGGCUCAGCUUCACGUAAGUCAUGUCUGACCUGAUGUUAGCUAUAAUCAGUUUUGAGCUUUAAGAAUAGUUGCUAUUGCUUGAGUUCUGAAUGUAUGAGAAAACUUCUGUUUAUAUGUAAUUCUAAUUUAGGUUAUUUUAAAUCCAUGAUUAACUUACAUUCCCUUUUAAAAUUAUGAUUUAAUUGCUGCAAGAGAUUUAUUUUUGUUAUACUAAACUAUGGAAAAUUUUUUCAUAGAAUUUUUUUCAAGUUUAUUUUUUGUGUGCUUCAUUGGGAACUGUUUUUGUUUAUAUACAUUGUAUGCGCUCAAAAUAGUAGUUUUUUAAAAAUCCAGUAAGAGAUUUGAAAUUAUACAGUGUAACUGUUAUGAGAUAUCUUUAUGUGUCUUAUUUUCACUUUACAUUUUAAAUGCCAGGCUUCAUAAAAAUGGCUGAACAUCAUUAAUUGCAUCUUAAUUAGGACCAUUUGUUCUCUUCCUUGUCUUUGACCUUCUAAAUUUUUUAUUUUAAAGAAAAUCCUUGCACUACAACCUUUUCAUGAAAUGCAAGCUUCUCACAUUGAAGGUUUUGUAUUGGAAGAAAUGCUACUGGUUUUUAAAAAGCAAAGCUUAAUUAAUAGAUUUAUUAGCUUUUCUUGAGACAGCUUUUCUCUGUGUCCUCAUUAUUCUGCUUUAUGUGUUACUAUAAUUUGUGAAAUACUGACUGAGCCCUUCACUUACCUUUUCUAAAGCAGCACCUUUGGACACCUCAUUCUGGGAAGCCUGCUCAAGUCAUAGUAAAGGACACACAUGUUUUUGUGGGGAGAAGUGGUAAAAAUGGAUUUUUGUCUUAAUUACAUGAAACUAAGCUUUAAAAUAUUUUAUAACAAAUUAUUUGAGCUGCAUAAUCUAAACAUGUCAAACGUUCAGUGGGACUAUUUUUCUAUAUGUAUAUGUGGGUGUAGGUCAUAACAUUUCAGUUUAUAAUAUAAAUUGUUAUUUCAGUUUAUAAGCUAUAUCUCAGAGGAGACUAGCUCUUUUGAGAAUACAUAAUUUAAAGUUUUAGACUGAAGUAAAACACAACAUACGUAAUAGUGUAAAUUAGCUAUAAUUGAGGGCUAUAUGGCAGUAAAACUGCUAGUGCCAGUUUUCUUGUUUGCCUAUUACACAUUUUUGAUUUUUGUUUUGUAUUCUGAACAUUUUUAGAGAUCAUAUGUUUGUUCAAUCGCAUUUAGAGUCGGUUUGGGAAUGAAUAUCUUCUAAAAAGAGAUUUAUCUUAAAAGUCCUGAAAAAUUAGUUUAUCAAGAGUUUAUAAAAUCAAAUAUUCAAUAGGCAUAGACUGGAAUAGAUGAAUUCAUGGAAACCAUACCCUUUUAGUAUACCCGUAUAACUUCAAUAUUAUACACAAGCAACACUGAGAGAAUGCCAUCAGCUUUGUUCCCUAUCAGUUUUCUUGGAUUUUCUUUUUACAUCUCUGGGAACAACUACAUUAAACAUUUUAUUAAUCAGUAUACCUGUCACGAUUAGGUGUUUGCUUUCGGAAGGAAUGUUCCAGUGAGGUGAUUGGAGAGGUUAUUUUCUACCUAACUUGUAUAUGUCCCAAACCUCUUGGGCAUACUUUGUCUAUGGAAAAAUAUUUUGACCUUUAGGUACAUUUUGGGCUGGUAGUCAAAUAAUCGUAGGGCUGAUGUAAAAGUCUUAGAAUAAUUUAAGGUUUGCCUUUUAUACCUGUUUUGAAAGCCUUUACAUUUUUGUCAGGUAAUUUUUCCCAAGCCGUGGAUAUAAUCUAUUCAAACAUGUUUAUGCUGUCCAUUCUGUUUUUAAAUUGAAAAAAAUGUUAAAAGUGUUUAUGAAGAAAAGUUUAAAUAAAAUAUUUUUAAUCUUUAAAAUUUA